AUGCCGCCUCCAAUGGAGGCGUACCCUUACCGGCCGGCGUGCCUAGCCGCUCCACCCGAGGGCCUGGCUUUGCCUCCGCCAGCAGCGGAGGAAGCCGCUCUGCCUGUGGCACCCCCUGCUGACCGCACGCCCAAAGCACCCUCCGAGGCGCCCCCUGCGGGCCACAUGACUGUGGUGCCUGCCAAGGCGCCCCCUACUGGCCGCACGCUCAAAGCGCCGACACCCCCCGGGACCCCACCUUUCAGUGUCCCGCAAGGGACAGGGACACAGGCGUCGGGCCCGGAUCACGACCGCCCUGCCCCCUGGCUCGCCCGUUCGGUCCCUGGCUGUCGCUCGUAUCAAAGCACUGAAAAUUUGUCUCCCUUGACUGAGAUGGCUGUGAAAGAUCAAGGGAGUCCUGAGUGCGAGGCACCAAACGGGCGUAGGAAGCAGUACGUCUGCGGCGGCUGUGCUGGGAUGGUGAACAUCAUGAUCACCUUCCCAAUACAGAAGGUACUAUUCUGGCAGCAGCUGUUUGGUGUGAGCAUGACUGAGGCCGUCCGGCAGCUGCAGAGGGACGGCAUGCGAACCCUGUACCGUGGCUUGCUGCCUCCCCUGCUGCAGAAAACCUCCUCGAUGGCCAUCAUGUUUGGAUUUUCUAACGAUGUGUCUCGGCUGCUGUCGCGACCCGGCAGCACCCCGGGGCUGGUGACCAGCAGCAUGGCGGCCGUGUUGGCAGGCACGGUGGAGGCAAGUCUGACCCCCUUUGAGAGGGUCCAGACGCUCCUCCAGGACCAGCGGCACCACGUCCGGUAUAACAAUACCUUCCAUGCAUUCCGGACCCUGGUGCGGGAGAAUGGUAUGCGUGAGCUGUACCGCGGCACAGUGCCCGUCCUGCUGCGCAACGGGCCCAGCAACGCGCUAUUCCUCGGGCUCCUCAGACCCAUCAAGGCCGAGACCCACGCUGGCCAGCUGGUCACUGACUUUAUCUCUGGCGGCCUUCUGGGAGCCACGCUGGGCUCCUUGUAUUACCCACUUAAUGUGGUGAAGGCUCGCAAGCAGUCGCAGGUGGGUGGAGCCUUCCAAUCCUCAUGGCAGGUACUGCGCACCAUCUACAGCGAGCGGGGUGGUAAAUUGAGCCACCUAUACAGAGGGGCGCAUCUAAACUACCACCGCUCCCUCCUGUCUUGGGGCAUCACAAACGCUGCCUACGAGCUUUUAAUGAAGGUCAUGUGAACUUCUGGAAAGUCGGGCGAGCCUCUACUGCCCCACGCAUCAAUGGUAAGGGAAAGCUGUAGUAAUAUACUGUUUGUUGGCACUUCUCUCUUAUUUGUAUCUUUUUUGUAUCUACACGCAAUACAGAUGCUCCUCUACUUACGAACAAGAUACGUUCCGAACGGC
Molecule: messenger RNA, 1380 nt
Organism: Paramormyrops kingsleyae
Lineage: Eukaryota; Metazoa; Chordata; Actinopteri; Osteoglossiformes; Mormyridae
Source: RefSeq, a predicted model, not a curated record